Molecule: messenger RNA, 852 nt
Organism: Adineta steineri
Lineage: Eukaryota; Metazoa; Rotifera; Eurotatoria; Adinetida; Adinetidae
Source: the annotation of a GenBank genome assembly
AUGGUUUUUGAAAAUUUCUUUCGAACACAAAAAAAAUCUGAACCUAUACUUCCACCUUCUUCUCCUCCUCCUCCAGCUAUUACUAUUGAAAAAGAAAAUGAUAAUCGAUAUAUAAAUGCAUUAAAAGAUUUCAAACCUACUUCACUUGAAGAUUAUGGUUAUUAUUUUUUUCCGGAAAGAUUCGGUCAUGAAUAUAAAUUAACAAUACCACAACGUAUUUUACAACUUUCAAUUCCAUUUGAUUCUGCUUCACGUGAUUUAGCAAGAAAACUUGAAUGUGAAAAAUAUGUUAUUAAAUCAAUUGAAUCAAAUCCAAUGAUUAAAACACUUGUACAAGCACUUGCGGAUAAUAAUUGUCCGAUUGAUUUAUCACGUCAUUUUAGUUGUGAAUAUUGUGAUAAUGCAAUGCCAACUGGAAUGUUUGAUCCAGCAACGAAUCAAAUAGUUGUUUGUCAAAAUCAAAUAGCUUAUUUCGAUACAUGUAUUAUAACAGGACUUGUUCAAGCAUUUGAUUAUUGUCGAAAUAAAGUUGACGUACAUAAUUUACGUCAUUUUGCAUGUAGUCAAAUACGUGCAUUAAAUUUUACGGAUUGUAGUUUAACGAAAGGAUGUUAUGUAGAUCUUCGUGUUAAACGACGAUAUCAUGCAUGUUUAGAAAAAGAAGCAGUACAACGAUUACGUAUGAUGCGUUCAGUAGAAGAAAAAGAAGCAAAACAGAUAGUUAAAGAUGUUUUUCGACCAUGUCGAUAUGAUUUCGAACCAUUUGGAGAAGAUCCAAAACUUAUUGCAAAAGAAAAAUUUAUUUUCAAUGAUUAUGAACGAUAUAAACGAUGGUCAAAGACAACCGUAUAG